UUGUACUUGACUUCCAUGAAAUCUUUCCAAGGUCCUGGACAUGCUCUAAUUGAACAAUGGAAUCCACUUGGUCUAGUAGGAAUCAUCACUGCAUUUAACUUCCCAGUUGCUGUUUAUGGCUGGAAUAAUGCCCUUGCACUUGUCUGUGGAAACUGUUGUCUUUGGAAAGGCGCUCCCACGACUCCUCUGACUAGUGUAGCAGUUACACAAAUUGUUGCUCAAGUUUUGGAAAAUAACAAAUUACCCGGAGCUAUUUGUUCCCUUACAUGUGGAGGUGCUGACAUUGGUGCUGCAAUGAGCAAAGAUGAACGAAUAAAUCUCAUGUCUUUUACUGGUAGCACAAAUGUGGGCAAACAAGUAUCGUUAGUGGUUCAAGAGCGAUUUGGGCGAUUGCUUCUGGAGCUUGGCGGGAACAAUGCUAUCAUUGUGUUCGAUGACGCUGAUUUAAACAUGGUAAUUCCAUCUGUUCUCUUUGCUGCUGUGGGGACUGCAGGGCAGAGGUGCACAACAACUAGACGUCUGUUCUUACAUGAAAGUAUUCAUGAUGGUGUGGUGGAAAAACUGGUCAAAGCUUACAAACAGGUCCGAAUUGGAGAUCCAUUAGACUCUACUACUUUAUAUGGUCCUCUCCACACUAAGCAGGCAGUGGAUAUGUACAAGAAUGCAGUGGAACAGGCCAAACAGCAGGGUGGCACCGUGGCUUGUGGUGGAAAUGUGAUUAAUCGUCCGGGAAACUAUGUGGAGCCAACUAUUGUGACUGGACUUCCCCAUGAUGCAUCAAUUGUUCACACUGAGACAUUUGCUCCCAUUCUGUAUGUGCUUAAGUUUAAGUCCGAAGAUGAAGCAUUUGCAUGGAACAAUGAAGUUAAACAGGGGCUGUCUAGUAGCAUCUUCACCAAGGAUAUAGGCAGAAUGUUUCGUUGGAUGGGGUAAUAAUUUUUAUUCAUUUCU
Messenger RNA from Rhincodon typus (whale shark), 951 nucleotides. Its product is annotated as aldehyde dehydrogenase 7 family, member A1. NCBI's taxonomy places the organism in Eukaryota, Metazoa, Chordata, Chondrichthyes, Orectolobiformes, Rhincodontidae. Gene Ontology annotation, molecular function: aldehyde dehydrogenase (NAD+) activity. The transcript has 10 exons. The coding region runs from base 16 to 933 and encodes 305 amino acids. The record is from RefSeq and is a predicted model, not a curated record.